AUGGCCCCUUAUGAAGCAUUGUAUGGCAGAAAAUGUAGAACUCCAUUAUGCUGGACAGAACUUAGUGAAGCUAAACUUGUAGGUCCAGAGUUGGUAAGACAGACUGAGGAGAGGGUGAAGAUUAUCAAAGAAAGAUUGAAAGCUGCAACAGAUAGGCAAAAAUCCUAUGCAGAUUUGAGAAGAAAAGAUAUAGAAUUUGCUGUUGGAGACAAAGUGUUUUUAAAAGUUUCUCCAUGGAAGAAAGUGCUAAGAUUUGGCAAGAAAGCUGAAACCAUUGAUGUACAAUCUGACCUAACUUAUGAAGAGGAACCAGUGAAAAUUUUAGCAAGGGAAAUGAAAGAAUUACGAAACAAGAAGAUUCCCUUAGUUAAAGUGUUGUGGAGAAAUCACAAUGCAGAAGAAGCUACAUGGGAAAGUGAAGAAGUGAUGAGGCAACAAUAUCCACAGCUAUUUAAAGCAGGGUCUGGCAGAGGCCGUGGAAUCUCCGUCUCCCUUGAUGGCCUGGUAGUGUGGCGAUGA
Manihot esculenta (cassava) is the source of this 519-nucleotide messenger RNA. RefSeq lists its product as uncharacterized. Lineage: Eukaryota; Viridiplantae; Streptophyta; Magnoliopsida; Malpighiales; Euphorbiaceae. The record is from RefSeq and is a predicted model, not a curated record. The coding region runs from base 1 to 519 and encodes 172 amino acids. The transcript has 3 exons.